Messenger RNA from Leptopilina boulardi, 4428 nucleotides. RefSeq names its product histone acetyltransferase KAT6A-like. Gene Ontology annotation, molecular function: DNA-binding transcription factor activity, RNA polymerase II-specific; RNA polymerase II cis-regulatory region sequence-specific DNA binding. Bases 322 to 3567 code for a protein of 1081 amino acids. The record is from RefSeq and is a predicted model, not a curated record. NCBI's taxonomy places the organism in Eukaryota, Metazoa, Arthropoda, Insecta, Hymenoptera, Figitidae. The transcript has 11 exons. Gene Ontology annotation, cellular component: nucleus. Gene Ontology annotation, biological process: regulation of transcription by RNA polymerase II.
UCCGAGGCAUCCUCAGAAUGUUCCCAGCGUGCGCCGCCCCGCGCGUCCUUAGAAAACAACGCGUCUGUGAACAUUGUGAACCCGUCGCCGGCCGAACGCAUUUUGAACACAGUUCAGUACGCUGACGUUGAUUUUGCCUUUGCAACGUGAAAAAAAUUUCAUCACAAUACGAACCGCCAUCUUGGUUGCAAUACGUCUGAAUUUAGUUCAUCAUAUCAAUUCCUUGUUACGUGUGCAUUAAAACCUGUGGAAUGAUUACAACUAAAACGAAAAAUACACUUUUUUGACCUUCUUAUUUGUUGAAAACAAUGCUUGUCAGACAUGAACAGUCCAUUGGAGCAUGAUUUUGUUGAUUAUGAAUAUUCACUAGAAACGAAAUCUCAGGAAGAUGACGUACAGGAACAACAAGAAUUAGAUGAAAACUUAAGCACGGAUAUUCCUCUGCAUGAAUUGGCGUCCGAUUUAUUGCAUUGUGAAAUUUGUGGUCAACAAUUUUUAAGAAAGAAAGACUUACGAUCACAUAUUAACGUUCAUUUGGGUGAACCUCGUGUUGUACUUAGAAGAAUUCCAAAUUUGAGAUCAGUGAAGAAAAAACAGGACGAAAAAUAUUGGUUGGAUCCAGAUCAAAAGGGGACCUUGAAGUUUACAUUGAAAAAGCAGUGCGGUUCCGAUUCUUUGAAGCUUACUUUAAAGAAGUCUUCAGUGUCUGAAGACUUCACUGUUAUAAAUAGCAAUUUGGAUAUUCAAUCGGAAAAUUAUCACGAAGACGACCUGGCAGGUCUUAGAGAAAAUGACGAUAAGGAUGACAAUGAGGUGGAAAAUCAAAUUAACGAACCAUUUGAAAAUGUGAUAUUAAAUCAGCAGGAAGAUGAUGACAAUUCAAAAUUCGACGCGGAGACAAGGAAUCCUUUGGAAGAAACAGAAAAAACAUCAGUGGACAUUAAUGAAGGAGAUUCGGGAGUGGGAAGCGAUAUGGCAAAUCCUUUAGAAAGAGAGGAUCAGAAUAUAGACGAUUUACAAUCAGGAGAUAAUUACGAAGCUACGGAGAAGGUAGUCAAUGAAAGUGAAUAUGUUGAAGAAUCUGACAAUCUAGAAGCAACUUGCAGAGAAACUAUUGAAAAUCUCAAGAUUCUUGGUGAACAGUCAAGGUUUGUAAAACCGAAACUAUUCUGCUUCACCAACAAUUUUUCCAGAUCGGCGAAUGAAAUAGGAGAAAAAAUUCCAACCGAUGAAGAAGAAAAUACAGAAAGUUCCGAUGAUGUAAUACAAACAUUACACAGUAAACCAGAAAUAAGUUUGGUACCGAAGGCUUCUAUUAUGGCACCAGAACCAAUUAGAUCUUCAACUGAUGGAAGAAACAAAGAAAAUGAACAAAGUACCAAUUCAACAUUCAGCUGGAAUCAAAUAACAACUGACGAGAACGAUAAACAGGACGAAACAAUAGAAGAAUCCAAUGAGACUGGCUCAUCAUCAGCCAAUGAUAAUACUGGAAAUUUACUUCAAAAUUUCCUCAUGGAACAUCAAAGACGAAGUCAAAACGAAGUGUCAAAUAAUAUACCAACUUUUGAAACUGAAUAUGUUUCUUUAGAAAGACUCGCUGAGACAGUCAGUACGUGUCGUGUUUGUAACGAAAAAUUCAAAGAUAUCACUCAAUUGGACGUUCAUAAAGCAAAAAUGGGACAUUUUCAAUGUAACAUUCCUGAAUGUGGAAAUUUAAUUUUCAACAAUCCAAUGGAAGUGUCAAUUCACAAAAUGCAAAUACAUGGCGCGCCAAUGUCGCCCAAUAUUAAUCAAAUGUCGCCACAUAUGAGCGCGAGUUCACCUCAUUUAAAUCAAAAUUCACCAUACAUGAAUCAUAAUUCACCGCAUUUAAAUCAAACAUCACCACACAUGAAUCAAAGUUCUCCAUUAAUGAAUGCAACAUCACCACAUAUGAGCGUAGUGGAUCCACAAACGGGUAUUAAUUCACAAGUUUCCGGUACAUCACCACAUCAAGCUGGUUCACCUUCAUAUAAUCCACUAACAAAUAAUUCACAACAAAUGAUAACACCAGUUAAUUUCGAUCAAUUACCAGCGCCGGUUCAACAAUUAGCACAACAGGUACAACGAAUGCCACUUCCACAACCACAAAUGCAACCAACUCUUCCACCAGGAGCAAAUACAAUGAUUCCCAGCAAUAUUUACAUUCAACCACCAGGAAGACCGCCAAUGUAUCGAGUAUCUGGACCUCAGGGCAUGUAUCCACCUCAUAUGCCACACAUGUAUCCACAAUAUGGCCCACCACCACCUGGUUAUCCUGGUCCACAAAUGGGUGUACCUCAGAUGCAUCCACAAAUGCCAAGGAGCCGAUAUUCGUCAAUUGUACAAACCCCACGAGGUCCUAGGAUACCGCCUCCUCAAGCAAUGCCUCGUCAACGUUUAAAGAGACCGAUGCAACAACCAGUGCAAAUGCAACAACCGAACAAUGCCAAUGUUAAUAAACAAAGAAGAAUGGACGUUCUUUUACCCGAUAGAAAUGAAGAUCCCGAUUGUCACGUUAUCGCACAACAAAAACGAAAUGACGGUGUUCCUGUGAUACAAAAUGUUCAAGGUGCUACAACACAAUCAAAUAGAAGUGAUUCAACAAUCCAUCUCACGGAUUCCAUUACUCUAAGUGUACGACAACCUGGUUCCGCUCCAGCUCAAGUGCAGAAUACAACGCCCAGUGGGAAAAAACCGGAUGCAAAAGCAGUUGCUAAUGUUUUAGCGGCUCGUGGUAUUACGGUAACACCUGCGAUGCAAAAAGGUAAAUCUGGUGAACAGAGUAAACAAGUACCGGCACAACAACAGCAACAACAACAGCAACAACAGACACAACAACAGAGACCAGCAGCGGCACAAAAUAUACCGGCUUUAAAUUUAAAUUCAGCAAUAUCAAUAAUUCCUGCGAGCUCACAGAGAAAACAACAGGAACAACAGGGACAAUUUGCUGUUCCUCAAAAUAAACAAAGUAAAACGAGUAAUAGUGAUGUUGAAAGGCCACCGCGACCUCCAACGGUCGAUCUUACACAGGAUACACCACCUGCACCGCCUCUUGUUCGACGUGGACGACCUCCAAGGGCAUUAUUAACAUGUCAAGUGUGUGACAAACGAUUUCAAAAUCAAGAAAUGCUUACCCAACAUAUGGCAAAUCAUCGAGCGACUAGUAAACUUCUGCACAAAUGUAAUUUGUGUCCGGCAAAAUAUCCAACGGCAUCGGCUUUAAUGACGCACAAACAAACCUAUCAUAAAGAAGUUGAUUUAGGUUUACAAAAUGGAGGGAUUGAAUUGGCAUUGCCAGUUGUUGAUUUAAAAUCACCGCAUGUUGUUAAUCGUCUUUCAAAUCUUGGAAUUCAAAGUUUUAUUCCUUUAUCUCAGCUUAGUGCUCAAACUGGAGGCUAUUUUGGUUUACCUAUUGUAACAAUAGACGGUGCAAGAAAUCCAAAUGUUUGCAAUUUAGGAGCUCUUGGUGCCACUUCAAUUUUAAGUCUCGGGCCCCUUAAACAUUUAUCAAACAGAGAUAUUCCGAGUUCCGGACUUGUUAAAUAAUAACUUAUCGUCGUAGGCCAGAACUGAAUAAAACAAAAAAAAAAAAAUUAUUAAAAAUGACCGUCAAAUUUUUGUAUAAUCACAGAAAAAAAAUAUAUAUAUAAUGCGUAUAUAAAAAUCACAGUGAAGGGAAAAAGCGGUUAUUUUCAAAUAUAAAUCUUCGAACAAUUUUUAUAUGAUUUCUUAAAAAAUGUUGUUAUUUAAAAUAUAUUAUAAAAUAAAUAUACUACAUGAAAGAAGAGAUUAGUUAAAAAAAAAAUUUUCUUGGAUUAGAAAAUAUAACAGUGAAUAAUAAAUAAAAUUAUUUUCUUUCACUGUGAUGGUACAUGCAAUACAAUUGCAAAUAUGUACAAUAUUGUCGUUUUAACGUGAAGAAGUUAAAAAUAAAAAAAAAAAAAUGUGAUAUCGUCGAAUAACGGCCUCAGAUUUUUUCUAAUCGUAAGAAAAUUGCUGUUUAGCGUAAAAAAAAGUAUUGUUUAUCGAGUUCCUACUUAUAUAUUAUUUUUCUUAAUUAAAAUUUAUAUUUUCUUUUAUUAAACAUUUCUAUUUCAAUUAGUUUGCUCGAUAAAUGCUUUGCUAGCGACCCAAAUGUUCUGAAAAAUAUUUGUUUAAUUUCAAAGUUUGUAAAUAGGCGUGCAUAUAUUACACUAAAGUUGAAUGUUGUAUAACAAACAAUUCUAUUGUAAAAGGUAUUAUAUAUAUAUAUAUUAUAUAUAAUUAAAAAUUGUGCGUGAAACUUAUGUAUGACUGAGUGAAAUUGAAGAUGCAUAUCUGUAUUUUUAUAAAACGUUAAAAAAAUGCGAUCUUUAUUAUUUUAAAGGUGUAUAAGAUUUGAUUAUAAAUAAAAAUUAAAAAUCAGAA